AUGAUAAUCAUUUUAAUAUUAAUUAUCUUAUUUAGUCCGUCUUGUAGUCCAGUUUAUAAAUCCUUUUGGUGGAACAAUGCUAUUAUUUAUCAGGUUUGGACUCCGUCGUUUCAAGAUUCAAAUGGCGAUGGAUUAGGUGACUUAGUUGGUUUAAGGAAUCGUUUAGGAAAACUAAAAAAAAUUGGUAUUACCGCUAUAUGGAUAUAUCCGUUCCUGGAAACGGAUCAUUUCUCUGAAGCUGUCCGUGAUCAUCGUACAGUAGAUCCACGACUUGGAUCUAUGGACGAUGCUGAAUUGUUAAUUAAGCAGGCUCACGAAAAAGAACUUGGUGUUCUAAUAACAAUACCAUUAUCAGUAACAUCUCGACAACAUAACUGGUUUUUGCGUAGUUCCAAAGCAUCAAAGCCACAGAAUGCAAACUUUUCUGGCUUCUAUCAUUGGCGACGUAGUAAUAGUAGUGCAUUGGAUGUUGAUACUUAUUCGGAAUAUAAUCGGACAAACAUAUCCUAUAUGCAUUAUGCGAAACAGCCAGAAUGGCCAAUUUUGAAUUGGCAAAAUGACUCUGUUCGAGAACAGAUGUUUGGAAUUUUAUCAUUUUGGAUUGAUAAAGGGAUUGACGGUUUUCAUUUGUCCAGUAUCGAAUAUCUGGCUCGAACACCCGGUGGAAAAGAGCCUAACUGGAACAGUAUUCAAGAUAUUAUUCGUGAUAUACGAAAUCAUGUCGAUACGUAUUCCAGGGAAAGUAGUGUUGUCCAAAAUAAGAAAAUAAUAUUAUUCGCAGAUCGUUACGAUGCUGAUGAAAAUGAAAAAGAUAGCCUGGUUAGAGCUGGUCUAGAUUCAGUGGUCAACUAUGAACUUGGCUCUAUAUCUGCGUCUAGUCAGAUCUGCGGCGGUACGAAUCACAUUGGUGGAUGCACUCACGAAAUUCUUUCCGACAUGCUUGUUUUCUACAACGAAAAUCCAGAUAAAAUACCGUUAUGGCAGUUUGGAAAUCCAAGUUUACAACGAUUAGCCAGUCGAAUUCGUUCUAGAAGUCAAGGUGAAUUGUUGACAAUGGUACAAUUUAUGCUACCUGGAACAAACAGUUUUUACUAUGGUGAAGAUAUUGGCAUGCGAGGUUUGAUCAACGAUACGAAGACACCGCCGCAACAGGGAGCUAUGCAGUGGGAUGAUUCGAAAAAUGCUGGGUUUAGUGAUUCUGACGAACCAAGUGUCGGGAUCCAUGCUGAUUACAAGAACAUUAACUUCGAGAGACAAAUGCACGACAAAUAUUCUCAGUUGAAAACUUUUCGAGCUUUAGCUGAAUUACGGUCUACAGACGAAACGCUGAUGCGUGGAGCAACAUUUGUUGGAAGGUUAACAGAUAAUGGCUUCACAAUUUCCAGAUUCUGCUAUAACACUACUGGGGCCUAUGGAAAUCUUUACAUAGCUGCUUUCAAUUUUGGGACCUCAUCAGUACAAUUGCACCUUGCCGAUAUACCGACACUAAGUGCUAGGAAUCGAGCUUAUGGUUAUGUCGUCGUUCGUAGUAGCAAUCUUGGCGAUAACACCGGACCAUCAACACCAGUAGAUGUCAGCUCAGAAAUCCUGCCUAUGCCACCUGAAAGUGGGGUGGUAUUAAAGUUUAAAGAAUAA
Enterobius vermicularis (human pinworm) is the source of this 1635-nucleotide messenger RNA. The record is from the annotation of a GenBank genome assembly. Lineage: Eukaryota; Metazoa; Nematoda; Chromadorea; Rhabditida; Oxyuridae.